Durusdinium trenchii is the source of this 1068-nucleotide messenger RNA. NCBI's taxonomy places the organism in Eukaryota, Dinophyceae, Suessiales, Symbiodiniaceae. The record is from the annotation of a GenBank genome assembly.
AUGGAGGAGUGGGGCUUUGCUGCUGGCGAUGAGGUGGAGCUCAGGGGCCUUUCGAAGCUGGAACUCAAUGGCCAGCGUGGCACCGUGCUCUCACUGGAAUCUCCUGAACAGGCUCGGCAGUUAGGCCGUUUAGCCGUCAUGAUGCACAGUGGGAAGCAGCUUUCUUUGAAGGUCUCCAACUUGCUGAAGGUCACACAUCGGAGCCACGGAAGUGCUUGUGACUUGUCACUUCACUCUCGCCGGAAACUGGUCUCCACGCCAGUGAACCACGCACCGCAAUUGGCAGUGAUGACCUUCAACUUGCAGCACUUGGCCAACUUCCCCAAGGAUCCCAGCAUUGCCAGGCGACGUUUGAUGGAGUUGACUUCGGGAAGACCACCAGAUCUCAUUGCGAUACAGGAAGGCUUGGAAGGAAUCGACUUGCUGGCGCAGGUUGGAUACAGCAAGCUGAUUUCUUCUGCUGUGAAGGCUGUGCCCUUGCGAGAGGCACUCUACGGCGAUGAAGCUGCGCUUGAGGCUUUGCCCGCAAUUGCGCACGAGAGUUUGAUGGUGAAUGAGUUUUAUCUCCGAAGCGACGAGGAGUGUGCCUGGCAGCUUGAAGGGACCGGCGUCGAGCAAAUCUCCUCUGCUGUCUCCCUAGGGGAUGAUCCCAUCGUCCCUCGUUCCGUCAUUUGGGCGAAGUCGGGGAGCUUGGUUCCGGUGGAGAUGGAUGUUUUGGUGGAGAGCAAAGGAAUUCUAUCUCUGAACUUUUGGACAUUUCCUCUCCCUCCUCACCCCGCCGUGCCACCAGUGCCGAAGCCACCCGCGAUGUGCAAGAUCCUCCUCGAUUUGAAGGACUCGGCGAUGGGUGAUGAGCUAGGUGCACCAGUCGAUCCCCAGUCUCCCAAGGCGGAGCCCCAGGAGCUUCGUCUGCAGCGAAUCUUCGGUAACCCGGUCCGGGGCUGGCACCAGGGCACCCAUCCAUUGCGGAGUUCCUGGCGCUUGACCAGGUCAUCAGAAACCGUGGGAAUGACUCUUCGUACCAAGGAUGUGCAGGAGAUCCGAUCGGGAUCUACCCUGGAGGGAUAG